Molecule: messenger RNA, 1350 nt
Organism: Epithele typhae
Lineage: Eukaryota; Fungi; Basidiomycota; Agaricomycetes; Polyporales; Epitheliaceae
Exons: 3
Coding region: 1-1350 (449 amino acids)
Source: RefSeq, a predicted model, not a curated record
AUGCCUGUUCUCACACCCGACGAAAUCGUGGCAAUCGUCCACACGAUGGGUGUCGAUGUCAGCUCUCUUCCUCGUGGCGCCCUCCCCAAGUACCUCCGCUCCGUGCUCGACAGCACUCAGUACGGCAUGCGCCUCCAACCCUUCGUGGACCUGAAUGCGCUCCCCGAAUGGCCCAAGCCCGACUCUGCCACAUGUCGAACCCGCUUCAUCCAGCACUACACGCCCCAAACCGAGGCCUCGCACACCGUCGCACACGAUCCGACCUCCCUGGCGCAGACGAUCGAGCGCGGCGAUGGCGAUCAGGCAAAGGGGCUCUAUGAGCGUGCGCACAAGUACUGGGCUGCCGCUUUCCCAGUCCCAAAUCCGUUCGUCGGGCUCCGGAUCGCGGUCCUCGAACUCGCGAAGCUCUGCGACUGCGGCUCGCCGUGGAUGAUGCUGGUCUGUGGCACGGAGAAGAGACGAAUAAUCAACAUUCGGGUGGUGUCGAUCCGAAAACUGCACGACCGUACGCCCGUGUUCGUCGUUCUCUACGGCGCCGUGUACCCGGACGACGACGGGCAGUUCUUCGCAUGGGCGCUCGCGCAGAACUCCGCGACGCCGCUGAACCCUGGGGUUGCGUAUCUGAAUUCCAACCAGUUCGUGGUGCAUCCCCUCGCGGUGAAGCUCCUCCUGCAGCUACUCCAGAUGAACAAGAACCUCGUCCCUCCCGACCUCCCGAUAGAGCGCAAGCACCACGAAGAGACCUUCGUCGCAUCGGUGCUGGGGCCCGUGGGGCCCUUGUACCAACUCUCCACCGUGGGGGUACAAGAACGGCUGCUGUGCGCGGCCUGUCGGGCACGGUCGGGGAAGGAGUGCUCGCAGUGUUUCGCGGUGGUGUACUGCAACGAAGAAUGUCAACGCAAGCACUGGGCCGUCCACCGCGACGACUGCAUCCCGCGCACCGCGCCGGGGCGCUGGAUCACCAUUCAGGCGUCGGCGCUGCACUCCGACCCCUCCCGCUUCGAAUCCCGCAUGAGCAUCGCCGACCUCGUCCAGCACCCCGCUGCGGAAUCGCGGCGAAGAGCGAAGCCGUUCGUGGUGAAGCUGUGGCAUCUGUGGUGUCAAAUUCCUUACACUCCUGGCUGUCUCCGCUCGUACUACAGUUCGAUAGAGAUGAUCGACAGCAGGCGGUCGCUCGUUCUUGCUAUCAGCGGCCCUAGGGAGCUUCUGGACAUACUUGAAGAAGAGCUUAUCGGGCCGCGCAUCGAAUACGGGGGCAAUACGAUGUAUCGCUGGGCCAAGAGGACUGGGACCUGGACUUACGAGAUCUGCGUGGAUCGGGUGCCUCCGGCGGCGCUGUCCGGUUGGUGA